CCACGAGGAAUCCAUUAUCACCACAGUAAUUUUAUCGGACGUGUAUAGUUCGAGAUGGAUCGAGCAAAAACUUUACAUCGAACUUGGGCUUUGAGCCGCUAGUCAAAUCGUGUCGCAUCGUUCAUCGUAAUCAAGAUUGAAAUAUUCAUUCGCAUAUAUAAAAGAACGUAAAAAGUAAUCGCGUGUACAUACGACUACAGGACGGCCAUUCUUGAGUAACGAGUGUACACGAUAGGCACGUGGACGACACGAGUUUACUUAUCCUCCGGAAUUUUUCUUUGCCAGUGUUAACAUGUCACUUGUCGAACAAAGACGUGAUUUUUCGUCGAAUCAAAAUUUAUAAACGACAUACAAUGAGUGUGACAAGUGCUAAGAAUUAUUAUAUUGAAAUAUUCUUCGAUUUUUAUUUGUGCGGUAAUUAUUUUCGUUAUCAAUCUGCCGCGUAUGUUAUGUUAUCGACGGUGGAUAAUUAUCGAUCUUGUGACAUCGAAAUUCGAAUACAUUUUAUUGUAAUAAAUAAAUUUUUGAAAUCGACUCCUAAUAAUGGGUGGUAGAGAAUAUAAUAGAAACAUUUUCAGUUAUGAAACACUAGUUCACGCAAUAUCUGGUGCUGCUGGUGGUGUCGUUGCCAUGGCAAUGUUCUUCCCUCUGGAUACAGUACGAAGCAGAUUACAACUAGAAGAAGAUAGAAAAUCGAAAAGUACACUGGCAACAAUACGCGAUCUCGUCGAAAAAGAAGGACCAGAAACUUUAUACAGAGGAAUUAUACCUGUCCUUCAGAGUUUGUGUGCCAGUAAUUUCGUUUACUUCUACACAUUCCACGGUUUAAAAAUGCUUAAAUCGCAAAAAAAGCAAUCAGCUAGAAAUGAUUUGUUUCUUGCAUCAAUCGCAGGCGCAAUUAAUGUUCUAACAACGACACCAUUAUGGGUGGUAAAUACUAGAUUGAAAAUGAGAGGUAUCGAUCAUAUACCGGAAAGAAAUAACAAUAAUAAAUAUAAUACAUUAUAUGCUGGUCUUAUACAUAUAUGGAAAUACGAAGGAAUAAAAAGUCUUUGGGCAGGGACUUUGCCAAGCUUAAUGUUAAUUAUAAAUCCAGCCAUCCAAUUCAUGACUUAUGAGGCUAUUAAGAGAAAAAUUUGCAUGACUCUAAAUAAUUCACAACCAUCUGCAUGGAUUUUUUUUGUUAUUGGUGCCGUAGCGAAAGCGGUAGCAACCAUAUUAACUUAUCCAUUGCAAUUAGUUCAAACAAAAUUGAGACAUGGUCAUAAAUAUCCAAAUCUACCACCAAACGCUGGCAUUUUAGAAAUUCUAUUUUACAUACUAAAAAAACAAGGACUAAUGGGAUUGUUCAAAGGAAUGGAAGCCAAAUUAUUGCAAACUAUUCUCACGGCAGCGUUAAUGUUUUUCACUUAUGAAAAAAUUUCAAGACUUGUUUUUCAUAUUCUUUUCCAUAAACCGAUAUUAAGAUAAUAAGUUUUUCACACAUCGAACAAUAUUAAUCAUUAACGUUAAUAUUGUUCUCCGUGUAAAUUUCCGCUUAUUAUAAAUAAUAUAUAAAAUGUGUAAUACAUAGAUUACGAUAAAGUUACUUAUUUUAAAACUUAUUGUGAGAAAAUACGGAGAAAGCAUAUUGAUUAGAUCGACAUUAGAUACAUUUUUUAGAAAACAUUUUUUCUAUAGUAAAUAGAGAAUAAAAUUUGUAUAAAAAUUUAAA
Apis cerana (Asiatic honeybee) is the source of this 1714-nucleotide messenger RNA. RefSeq names its product Peroxisomal Membrane Protein 34 (gene PMP34). The record is from RefSeq and is a predicted model, not a curated record. Gene Ontology annotation, molecular function: FAD transmembrane transporter activity; ADP transmembrane transporter activity; FMN transmembrane transporter activity. Gene Ontology annotation, cellular component: peroxisomal membrane. Gene Ontology annotation, biological process: transport. NCBI's taxonomy places the organism in Eukaryota, Metazoa, Arthropoda, Insecta, Hymenoptera, Apidae.